UCACCGGCGCUGUGUGAACCGCGGGUACCCGAGAGAACACUCUUUGCUAGCGGGAACGUUGCUGCAUGUGACCGACCAACCAACCAACCAACGUAUGUUUCAUAUAAACAACAACAUAGUUCUCAUCUACCGAGAAAAAGUUCUCAACAUCUUAUCAACGGCUCUUCAACGGGAUCAUAAAACGGACGAGAUCUCCGAACCGAAGAGGAAACAUCGUUCAUAAUGUCUGAGCUGCUGAGCUGCAUGGAGCAGCGGGAAGAGCCGACGGUAGUAGCUGAAGGAGCCGCAGCAGCCGCAGGAGCAGCGGAGGGGAAGUCUGAUUCUUCAGAUGCUGGAAAAGAGUCGUCUUCAGAUGCCGGGGCCGACGGACAAGAUGCCUCUUCAUCCACUAAAGAUUCUGCUCCGGGGUAUGAGGAGAAAGUGCAAACAGACCGGACCAACAGAUUUGAGUACCUGUUGAAGCAAACAGAGCUGUUUGCUCAUUUCAUCCAACCAGCCGCGCAGAAGACCCCGACCUCCCCCCUGAAGAUGAAGCCAGGACGUCCUCGCAUCAAGAAAGAUGAGAAACAGAACCUGCUGUCUGCCGGAGACAACCGGCAUCGCCGCACCGAGCAAGAGGAAGAUGAAGAGCUUCUGAGCGAGAGCACCAAGACGACUAAUGUCUGCACUCGCUUUGAUAACUCUCCCUCCUAUGUCAAAUGUGGAAAAAUGAGAGACUAUCAGGUCCGUGGUCUGAACUGGCUCAUCUCUUUGUAUGAGAAUGGCAUCAACGGCAUCCUCGCUGAUGAAAUGGGUUUGGGGAAGACUCUGCAGACUAUUUCCCUGCUGGGUUACAUGAAGCACUACAGAAACAUCCCCGGUCCCCACAUGGUGCUGGUGCCCAAGUCCACCCUGUACAACUGGAUGAACGAGUUCAAGAGAUGGGUGCCUUCACUCCGCGCCGUCUGCCUGAUCGGAGACAGAGAAGAGAGGAAUGCCCUGAUCAGAGACGUGCUGCUGCCUGGAGAAUGGGACGUGUGUGUCACAUCCUACGAGAUGCUCAUCAUUGAAAAGGCGGUGUUCAAAAAGUUCAACUGGAGGUACUUGGUCAUCGACGAAGCCCACAGAAUCAAGAACGAGAAGUCAAAGCUGUCGGAGAUUGUGCGAGAAUUUAAGACCACCAAUCGCUUGUUGCUGACUGGAACACCCCUCCAAAACAACCUUCACGAGCUGUGGGCUCUGCUGAACUUCCUGCUGCCUGAUGUCUUUAACUCUGCAGAUGAUUUUGAUUCCUGGUUUGACACAAACAACUGCCUGGGUGAUACGAAGUUGGUCGAACGUCUUCACACUGUUCUGCGUCCUUUCUUGCUUCGUCGUAUAAAAGCCGACGUAGAGAAGACUCUGCUUCCGAAAAAAGAGAUCAAGAUGUAUGUGGGCCUGAGUAAGAUGCAGCGAGAGUGGUACACAAAGAUCCUGAUGAAAGACAUUGACAUUUUGAACUCGGCGGGUAAGAUGGACAAGAUGCGUCUGCUGAACGUUCUCAUGCAGCUGAGGAAAUGCUGUAACCAUCCAUACCUGUUCGACGGGGCCGAGCCGGGUCCCCCGUACACGACUGACCUCCACUUGGUGGUGAACAGCGGCAAGAUGGUGGUGCUGGACAAGCUGCUACCCAAGAUGAAGAAGCAGGGUUCUCGUGUGCUCAUCUUCAGUCAGAUGACCAGGGUGCUGGACAUCUUGGAGGACUACUGCAUGUGGAGGAACUACGGCUACUGCCGCCUGGAUGGCCAGACGCCGCACGAGGAGAGACAGAUCUCUAUCAACGUAUUCAACGAGCCCAACAGUCCCAAGUUCAUCUUCAUGUUGAGCACCAGGGCUGGAGGGCUGGGUAUCAACCUGGCUACAGCGGAUGUGGUCAUCCUGUACGACUCAGACUGGAACCCCCAGGUCGACCUUCAGGCCAUGGACCGAGCUCACAGGAUUGGUCAGCAGAAGCAGGUGCGAGUCUUUCGUUUCAUCACUGAAAACACAGUGGAGGAGAGGAUUGUGGAGAGGGCCGAAAUGAAACUGCGCCUGGACUCCAUUGUGAUCCAGCAAGGAAGACUUGUGGAUCCAACCGCAAACAAGCUGGGCAAGGACGAGAUGCUGUCCAUCAUCCGUCACGGUGCCACACACGUGUUUGCCUCCAAAGAGAGCGAGAUCACAGAUGACGACAUUGAUGCGAUCCUGGAGAGAGGUGAAAGGAAGACUAUGGAGAUGAAGGAGAAGCUGUCUUCACUGGGCGAGAGCACUCUGAGAAACUUCACCAUGGACACAGAGAACAGCAGCGUGUACAAGUUUGAAGGAGAAGAUUAUAGAGAGAAGAAAAAGGUCAUUAGCAACUGGAUCGAGCCGCCCAAGAGAGAAAGGAAAGCCAAUUACGCUGUGGACGCCUACUUCAGAGAGGCUCUGCGAGUCAGUGAGCCCAAAGCACCCAAGGCUCCUCGUCCUCCCAAGCAGCCAAACGUCCAGGACUUCCAGUUCUUCCCUCCACGUCUCUUUGAGCUUCUAGAAAAGGAGAUUCUGUUCUACAGAAAGACGAUAGGCUACAAGGUUCCCCGUAAUCCAGAAAUGCCAAAUUCAGCGACGCUCCAGAAAGAAGAGCAGGGGAAGAUCGAUGAGGCUGAGGCUCUCUCAGAGGAGGAACUGGAGGAGAAGGAGAACCUGCUGCAACAGGGAUUUACUAUUUGGAACAAACGUGACUUCAACCAGUUCAUCAAAGCCAACGAGAAGUGGGGAAGAGAUGAUAUUGAGAACAUCGCCAGAGAAGUCGAGGGAAAAACUCCAGAGGAAGUCAUGGAAUACUCUGCUGUAUUCUGGGAGCGCUGCAAUGAGCUGCAGGAUAUCGAGAAGAUCAUGGCCCAGAUAGAGAGAGGAGAGGCCAGGAUCCAGAGAAGGAUCAGCAUCAAGAAAGCCCUGGACUCUAAGAUCGGUCGCUACAAGGCUCCCUUCCAUCAGCUCCGUAUCUCCUACGGCACCAACAAAGGCAAGAACUACACGGAGGAGGAGGACCGCUUCCUUAUCUGUAUGCUACACAAGCUGGGCUUCGACAAGGAGAGCGUGUACGACGAGCUGCGUCAGUGCAUCCGCAACUCGCCUCAGUUCCGCUUCGACUGGUUCCUCAAAUCCAGGACUGCCAUGGAGCUCCAGAGGCGAUGCAACACCCUGAUUACACUGAUCGAGAGGGAGAACAUGGAGCUGGAGGAGAGGGAGAAGGCGGAGAAGAAGAAACGCGGCCCAAAGAGCACCUCGGCCGUGAAACGGAAGUCAGAGGCAACCCCAGAUGGUCGUGGACGCAGGAAAAAGCUCAAGUUGUGAAGCUGUUCACAGCUUUAAUCUUCUGCGUACAGUGUCAGAAUUGCAGGGCGGCAGUGAGCUCCGGUAUCGUUAGUCCUACUAGUGUCUGUUUGUUUGCAGGCUGUGAUAAUGUACUGUGUAAAACCCCCCCAGAUGGACUGACCUCGUUGUUUUAGGUUCAAGGAAAUGGUCCUUUACAAUCCUGCCUUGUCACUUAACCUAAACACUGCAGCUGUGCUGGUUUAGUCUUUUGUUUGCUAGUCCUUUUUUUUACUAGUACUUAACUGAAAUAAAUGUAUUUAUGCCUGUUGGUUGUACCACAUUCCAUUGCUUGAAAUGAUAUGUACCCUUUUUAUUUUUAAGAAAACAUUUGUUCUUUUAUCUUCCUAUGUGAAGUAGAAAAUGUCUUUUUGAACAUCACAAAUAAAACUUCCCGUUUUUUAAAAAAA
Sebastes umbrosus (honeycomb rockfish) is the source of this 3761-nucleotide messenger RNA. RefSeq names its product SWI/SNF related, matrix associated, actin dependent regulator of chromatin, subfamily a, member 5 (gene smarca5). Gene Ontology annotation, cellular component: chromatin; nucleus. Bases 223 to 3333 code for a protein of 1036 amino acids. NCBI's taxonomy places the organism in Eukaryota, Metazoa, Chordata, Actinopteri, Perciformes, Sebastidae. The record is from RefSeq and is a predicted model, not a curated record. Gene Ontology annotation, biological process: regulation of transcription by RNA polymerase II; nucleosome organization. The transcript is spliced from 24 exons. Gene Ontology annotation, molecular function: ATP binding; DNA binding; ATP-dependent chromatin remodeler activity.